This is a messenger RNA of Musa acuminata AAA Group (dessert banana), 1653 nucleotides long. RefSeq lists its product as uncharacterized. The record is from RefSeq and is a predicted model, not a curated record. Lineage: Eukaryota; Viridiplantae; Streptophyta; Magnoliopsida; Zingiberales; Musaceae. Gene Ontology annotation, molecular function: RNA-DNA hybrid ribonuclease activity; nucleic acid binding. Bases 1 to 1653 code for a protein of 550 amino acids. The transcript has 2 exons.
AUGAUUGUGAAAAGCCAAAGAGCUGGAACGCACCUUGCCGACCUGGCCGAGGCGUUCGCCACACUGCGCAAGUUCGGCAUGCGGCUCAACCCCACAAAAUGCACUUUCGGCGUGGCCUCCGGCAAAUUCCUUGGGUUCAUCGUACACGAAAGAGGAAUUGACGCCAAUCCCGAGAAGGUGCAGGCGAUAAUCAACAUGCAGCCCCCCCGGACGAUGAAAGACCUGCAGCAACUUAACGGAAGGCUUGUCGCCCUGUCUCGUUUUCUCGCUCGAUCGGGAGAUCGUUGCCUCCCAUUCUUCAAGGCGCUCAAAAACCCGAAGAACUUCCAAUGGACAUUAGAAUGCGAGGAGGCUUUCAAGCAAGUAAAGCGACACUUGGCCAGCCUCCCCCGGCUCGCCUUUGUCUCCCCCGACGAGAAGCUGGGUCUCUAUUUGGCGGCCUCACCGCACGCACGUUACCCGCCGAUAGAAAAGCUCGCGCUCGCCCUGGUGCUCUCGGCUCGGAAGUUGCGCCCCUACUUCCAGGCUCACACGGUGGAGGUCAUCACCGACCAACCGCUUCGGCAGGUCUUAACCAAAUUUGAUGUUGCAGGACGGCUCCUCAAAUGGGCGGUAGAGCUCGGCGAGCAUGACAUAAGAUACGUGCCCAGGACCGCCGUCAAGGCCCAGGCGGUAGCUGACUUCAUCGCGGAGUUAACUCAGACGGGGGAUAGAGAUCUCGAGCAAACCCCCGAAGCUUGGACCCUACACGUGGACGGCUCGGCCAACUCAAGGGGUGCCGGCGCGGGACUGGUUCUCCUCGCCCCUAACGGACGCUCAUUCGAGCGCUCCCUCCGCUUCGGGUUUAAAGCCACUAACAACGAGGUGGAGUUCGAGGCACUCCUAGCAGGACUAAGGUUGGCCCUCGAGAUGCAGGUGGCCGUAAUACGCGUCCUCACCGACUCGCAGCUCGUGGCCGAACAGCUCAGCGGAGGAUAUGAAGCUCGGGACGCAACCAUGGCAAAAUACCUGGCGCGGGUAAGGGACCUAACCGACAAGUUCCCUUACUUCACGUUGUCUAAUAUUCCGAGGGAGGAGAACGAGCGGGCCGGCACGCUAGCUAAGCUGGCGUCAAAGCCAACCUCCGAAGCAUGGCCGGAGGUUGAGGAGCUUCCUGCUCGUGCCAUUGAAGUGGCGGCUACGACCCCAGGCAGUGCACCGAUCAUGUGGGUACAAGAGCUGCUGCGCUUCAAGCGGGAUGGAACCCUUCCCCUCGACGAGGCUGCUGCUCGGCGCCUACGCCGUAUGCACGCGUGGUACACCGAGGAGAGCGGCCGGCUCUACAGACGAUCCUUUACCUAUCCCCUCCUGCGGUGCUUGGAGCCUAACGAAGCCCAGACGGUCCUGGCCGAAACCCACGAGGGGGUUUGCGGCGAACACAUAGGCAGGCGGACCUUGCACACAAAACACUCCGCCAAGGCUACUACUGGCCGAUCAUGUGCCGGGACGCGAAAGCUUACAUACAGCGGUGCGGUUCGUGCCAGCAACACGCCCGCGCGCCCCGACAGCCCGCGGUACCGCUCAGCCCGAUCGAUUGCGCGUGGCCAUUCGCGCAGUGGGGCUUGGACCUACUCGGGCCCUUCCCACCGGCUUCGGGGCAGCGUAAGUACAUAA